AUGUCCUCCUACAAAGGCCAGCGAGGGCCCAACGUGUCCCAGUACAUCGCGAACCUCAACCAGCUGUCGCCACAGCAGGAUCUGCUCGCCGAUCCAGCACCCACUGAGGACUUCUCCGACUUCCUGAACGGAGAGUUCUUCGACGUGGACAACGCCCGCAACGCCAGCAACGCCAGCGUCGAUUUCGCUUCUGCCAGUGACUUUGGCCUGAAUUUUGACAGUGAGCAAACACAGCCGCUGAAGACCGACGGAGACUUUCCGCGCAACCCGGCUAUUACUGCCGAAGCGAACAUGGACUUCAGCUUGAAUGUAGGCGACUUCCCAUUCACCGACUUCAACAACUUUGGUACAACCCCAGCGUUUGACCCAUCCAUGCCACUGGCGCACACUCAGCCUACCCACUACCCGCUCGCACCCAACUACGCCUCACCUGCCUCCUCAUUGUCUCCCGUCGCACAAGGGUUCGACCAGUCCUCGAAGAAGCGCAAGCUCGACAAUGUCGCUCCCGUCAUGCCACAAUCGCUCGACGAGAACGCCCGCGUCGCCGCAGAAGAGGACAAGCGUCGCCGGAACACAGCUGCAAGCGCCCGCUUCCGCAUCAAGAAGAAGCAGCGCGAGCAAGCUCUCGAGCAGUCCCAGAAGGAGGCACAAGAGAAGGUUGCCAAGCUAGAGGCUACCAUCCAGCAACUGCAGACGGAGAACGCAUGGCUAAAGGGACUCAUCACCGAGAAGAACGGUGGCAAGAGCACCACAGACGAACUGAAGGCACUCAUCAGCAAGCGGGAGCAAGCCACUGGUGGGCGGAGUAGCGGUACGCACACGGAUGGCGUAGGCACCCAGGCUGGGAGCCAAAAGGCGGAUGCCUAA
Alternaria atra is the source of this 867-nucleotide messenger RNA. RefSeq lists its product as uncharacterized. The transcript has 2 exons. Gene Ontology annotation, cellular component: nucleus. The coding region runs from base 1 to 867 and encodes 288 amino acids. The record is from RefSeq and is a predicted model, not a curated record. Gene Ontology annotation, biological process: regulation of transcription by RNA polymerase II. Gene Ontology annotation, molecular function: RNA polymerase II transcription regulatory region sequence-specific DNA binding; DNA-binding transcription activator activity, RNA polymerase II-specific. Lineage: Eukaryota; Fungi; Ascomycota; Dothideomycetes; Pleosporales; Pleosporaceae.